CCACUUAACCUUCAAACUUUCAGACAUAAAGAAAAAACAAAAAAAAGGAAAAAAAGGGUCGUCUGAUAUCGUGCGCCAUCUAAGGUUCCGGCGACUGUAUGAGCGGAUCUGGUGGAAACAACGGUGUUGCAACGAUGGCAGGAGGAGCAGCAGAACAGCAGUACGCGAAGGCGAAGAUAUCGGUCUGGUGGGACAUAGAGAACUGUCAAGUGCCUAAAGGCUGUGAACCUCAUUCGAUCGCUCAGAAUAUAAGUUCUGCUUUAGGUAAUAUGAACUACUGUGGGCCAGUAUCGAUAUCCGCCUACGGCGACACCAAUCGGAUCCCUGCCUCCGUUCAGCAAGGUCUCAACAGUACCGGCAUCGCCUUGAAUCACGUGCCCGCCGGUGUGAAAGAUGCAAGUGACAAGAAAAUUUUGGUAGACAUGUUAUUUUGGGCAGUAGAUAACCCUGCCCCAUGCAACUAUCUGUUAAUCUCUGGUGACCGGGAUUUCUCAAAUGCAUUACAUCAAUUAAGAAUGAGGAAAUACAACAUUCUUUUAGCUCAACCUCAGAAAGCUUCCAUUUCCCUCCUUGCAGCUGCUAAAACUGUAUGGCUAUGGACCAGUCUUUUGGCUGGAGGUCCACCAAUAACUACCGGUGAAUCACCCACACCUGAUACCACCUACAACCACACUCCACCUCCUAACUCACUACAUACUCCGCUUCCCGAGUCAACUCAGAAUCAGAUGCAUCAACCUUUAGAUAACAACAUAUAUCCAAACCCUCAUCCGGGAUUACAGAAAUUUUCAAGUUUGGAAAUAAGAAGAUCAAAUGAUAGUAAACAAAAAGGGAAGCCUUUAAGGAAAAACCAGAGUCAACCGGUUAUUUCAAGAACUUUAAGUCCACCAAUUGGGGUUUUAGAAAACCAGACCCAUGAGCAAUUUUACGCUCGUACCACUACAACCGGACCAAACCCAAAUCACAUUCCUAUUGGUCCGGAUUAUUCAUGGAACAACACUACCUACCAACCUCAUGCUCCACCGCCAGUAAAGCCGCCAAAUAAUCUUCCCGGAAGUUUCUUUCCACCUCAUUUUAUGCCGCCAAGGCCCAAUGGAUACACCUCUACUUCCUCCACACCGCCAUUUGCUCCCGAUAUUAUUAAGCUUAAUUUUUCCGACCACCAUCCUCUGAUGACUAAACCACCACCAUCAGGUGGUGGCAGCAACGGGAACGGGCAGCCGAAACAAAACUCCGGUAAUAAUUAUAAAGAUCACUCCAAAGCUACGUGGGAUGAACUUGAGAAAUAUUUAUCAACUCCUUCUGGUCGAUCUGCAAUUGCAGCUUCUCAAUGCAGAUACGAUGCUGCAACUAUUAUAAAGAAUACAUGCUUAAAAGAUACUGCCUUGGGCGACAUACUUCAGAUUCUAAACUUGGCUGUCACAGCAAAAAAGUGGAUCAUACCUCAUCAAUCCGGAUGGCACCCCGUCUUUGGAUGGUUUUUAAAGGGGGAGAUGGAUGAUGAGGAAGUAUUUGAGUAUGUUGAUGAUGGAGUAAUUGAAUAUGUUAUGUUCUGGAACUGGAACUGGAACUGGGGCAGAUGA
Lactuca saligna is the source of this 1580-nucleotide messenger RNA. Lineage: Eukaryota; Viridiplantae; Streptophyta; Magnoliopsida; Asterales; Asteraceae. The record is from the annotation of a GenBank genome assembly.